GGUACAACAAAUAAUCGGUGUUCCUGCAACAGUCCUCUUCUCUUUUCUCUUCCUCUCGUACCUUCAUCAUCAUCCCCUUCCUCCAGUCCAGUACCCACAGAUGUGGCUCCCAUCUCCUGCCGCCGAUGGCAACUCCAACGCCAAAAUCAAAGCCAGAUUCUCCUCCUCCUCUUCAUCCUUCUCCCGCUCUUCUUCUUCUUUUUCUUCUUCUUCCUUCUCCUCCGUCCCCGUUCCCCCAGCACCAAAGCGUAAAAGUAUGGAAGAAGUCUGGAAACACAUUGACCUCUCCACCCUCGCCCACGAAAGCCAGCCGCCGACCACCGUCUGUAGCGAUCAGCACCACUUCAAUAUGCGCCGCAUGAUCUUACAGGAUUUUCUUGCGAGCGCUUUCGAAAGCCAGCCGAGAUCUCCCGUCGCCAACGAGCUGCCUCAAUUUCCCCUUCCCCCAACUGCGCUCAGCCUUAGCAAUGGGAUGGGCGGCCCGAUCGCUCCGCUGAAGCUUCCCCUUCACGCUGCUACAUCCAUGUCGGCGAAGAAGCAUCCUCUCGACGACGUUUGCUCCAACUCAAAAGAUGACCGCCACCUUAAGCGAAUGAUGAAGAACCGCGAGUCCGCCGCCCGUUCUCGGGCACGAAAGCAGGCAUACACUAACGAGCUGGAGUUGGAAGUGGCUAACAGGGCAGAGGAGAAUGCGAGGUUAAAGAAACAGAACGAGGAACUUAGAAAGGCAAUAGCUGCUCAGAUUCCCAAAAAGGAUUUUCUUCAGAGAACUUCAUCCGCGCCAUUUUAAAGGAGAAAACUUGUUGGUUCUCAUGUGGUAAGAGAGACCUGGCAGCGGUAAAUCCGCUAGUUUUUCUCUUUGCUUUAUUUGCUCCUUCCCAUCUUUCGACACUGCAAAACGGCGGAUAGGAAGGGAAAGGAGAUGGAUUGUUGUAAUGGAGCCGGGUAGAUCUGUCUCUCCAGAAAUGAAAAAAACUCUUACUAUAGUUUUGUUAUAAUUUUCAUUUGUUUUCUCUAUUUUGUUUCUUCUUUUCUGUGCGAGGGGAGAGGGAAAUGUCAGGAUUUGAAAGCCUAAUUUAUUGCCUUGUAAAAGAAUA
Molecule: messenger RNA, 1097 nt
Organism: Phalaenopsis equestris
Lineage: Eukaryota; Viridiplantae; Streptophyta; Magnoliopsida; Asparagales; Orchidaceae
Product: protein FD-like
Biological process (GO): positive regulation of DNA-templated transcription
Cellular component (GO): nucleus
Molecular function (GO): DNA-binding transcription factor activity
Source: RefSeq, a predicted model, not a curated record